ACUAAAUAGGGCCAGGCGCAACAGUAGGUGCGCUGCAUGCUUCGGCGCUUUGCGGCGCUGGUUGGCUCAGCCACGGCGUCAAUUACCAAGCAACUAUCGUCUAAUCAAAAAGAUAUUCUUUACUCGACAUACGCUAUGGGGGAUUCAGCGUUGACUCGGGCGGAGCUUCUGCAUCAGCUGCAGGCGCUUGCUCAACAUGCUUCAGCAAACGAGGGAACACCCUUGACAGCUGUUGCAGAGCAGCUUGAAGCCCUUGCAAGGCAAAUGCGAAUGUCAUGCAACACAAGCGUUGGCGGGCCGGCUAGCACCUCUGCCCCAGCACCAGCACCAGCCGCCCCAGCUCCCAACAGCGGGCCUGGCAGUGCUACUGCUGCUGCUGCUGCUGCAGGCGUUGACGGCGGCAGCGGCAGUAGCCACCUGCUAGGCACCCCAGGGGCCGCGGGCGAGGAGGCUGCUGCUGCCGCUGCUGCUGCUGCUGCCGCGAUCACGGAGGUACCGGGGAGCAGCCCUGGUCAGCAGCCCUCUAAGAAGCAGCGGAGAGCCCCCCGUGAGUUUGACUUCACGCGCUACCGCACCCGCCCCGUGGCGCUGGAGCUGAUGUACGUGGGGUGGGCCUUCCAGGGCUUCGCGCGGCAGGACAACACGGACAACACCAUCGAGGGUGUGUUUUUCUCCGCGCUCCGCAAGGUGAAGCUCAUCCCCGAGGCAGCCCCCGUGUCGGAGCUGGCCUACUCGCGAUGCGGCCGCACGGAUGCGGGGGUCAGCGCGCUGGGGCAGGUUGUGGCGCUGCGCCUGCGCUCCUGCGCCCGUCUGGACGAGCCGCUGCCGCCCCCCGAAUCCGAGUACGACUACCCGCGCCUCAUUAACAAGGCGCUGCCGCCGGAGGUGCGGGUGCUGGGCUGGAGCCCCGUGGCGCCCGAGUUCAAUGCGCGCUUCAGCGCCCAGUACCGCGAGUACAAGUACUUCAUCGUGCAGCAGCGGCUGGGGACUGCAGCGACCAGCCCGCACGUAGCGCCCACCGCAGCCACCACCGGCACCACUACCGCACAAUUAGCUCCACCACCUGCACAACAACAACAACAAGAACAAUCACAGCAGCAGCCACAGGAGGAGGGCGGGCGGUUACCGGGCUGUGCGGCGGUGUCCACAGGAACAACGGAGGAUCAGCUUCAGGAAGGAGCAGCAGGGGCAGCACCAACAGCAACAGCAGCCACAACGGAUGUGUCGUACAGUUUGGAUCUGGACGCCAUGCGGCAGGCUGCGUCGUACUUUGUGGGGGAACACGACUUCCGGAACUUUUGCAAACCGGAUGUGACAGCGGUCCGCAGCUUCCGCCGCCGCAUUCUGUCGUUCACCAUCGAGCCGGUGCGGUGCGGCGCGGGUGCGGGGUCACACGAGGUGUAUGCGCUGGUGGUGCGCGGGACGGCAUUCCUGUGGCACCAGGUCCGCUGCAUGGCUGCCGUGUUGCUGAUGGUGGGUCGGCGGCAGGAGGCGCCCCAGGUGGUGGCCCGGCUGCUGGACGUGGCGGCCACCCCGCGCAAGCCGCAGUACUCCAUGGCACCCGAGGAGCCUCUGCUGCUGUACGCGUGCGGCUUCUCCGACCUGGCCUUCCGCCGCAGCUCCCCCGCGGUGGCGGCUGCGCUGGGUGACGUGGGCGGGCAGCUGGGGCGGCACCUGGUGGGGGCGGCUCUGACGGCGGAGUGCCACACGCGCAUGGCGGCGGAUACCAGGUGUGAGGACGCGGGGAGCAGCAGCGGCGGCAGCGGCAACGGACGCAGCGGUGGUGGAGGUGCGGUGGGUGGUCACAUUCCGCUGCUGCGGCGGCAGACGGAGCCGUCGAUAGAGGAGCGCAUGGCGCGGAGGGG
Messenger RNA from Astrephomene gubernaculifera, 1865 nucleotides. The record is from the annotation of a GenBank genome assembly. NCBI's taxonomy places the organism in Eukaryota, Viridiplantae, Chlorophyta, Chlorophyceae, Chlamydomonadales, Astrephomenaceae.